AUGCGUUCGGCACAACUUGCCGCCACAGUGGCAGCAUUGUUUGGUGGUCUGUCACAAGCCAUAGACUUCAGUCCUGCCAGACCACCAGCCUGGCCUCUGGCUGUCAGAUCACCCUAUCUCAGCACCUGGCUGGACGGGUCAUCUGGGGGUUCUCUCGCUGGGCACUGGCCGACAUUUUGGGCCGGACAAAUCACAGGAUGGCAAGGUUUUGUGGCAGUAGAUGGUGCCGUUUACAACUGGAUGGGAGCUGCUCCAGGGCCUGCCGUGGCUAAUCAGACAUCUGCAACCUACUCGUCCACUAACACUGUCUUCACUUUCGACGUCGAGGGGAAGGUCACCUUGAAAGCUACGUUUCUUUCUCCCAUUUACCCGGAUGACCUCGUCAAACAAUCGCUGCAGCACUCGUAUGUGGAUGUCACAGCGGUGUCUGCUGACGGGGCUUCACACAGUGUUCAAGUCUACUUUGACACUUCCGGGGAACUAGCGAGUGGUCGAGAUGCGAGUCAAAACAUUACUUGGGAUCAUGGCACCACCGGUGGCGUGGAGUAUCACACAUUCCAACUCUCGAAUCAGCAGCAAUUCGUUGAAAUCAGCGACCAACCGGCAUGGGGCCAGUGGUUCGUAUCCACAGCCGAUACUGAUGGGGUUACGUGGAAAAUCGGCUCAGACACCGCCGUGCGUGGCCAGUUUGAGAGCAACCACACGCUCGACAACACCAAGGACACCAACUUCCGAGCUAUCAAUUCUGACUGGCCUGUUUUCGCGUUUUCCAAGGAUCUGGGUUCCGUGUCCGCCAGUGAAACUGGAGUCCUAUUCACAGUCGGACUAUCCCAAGACUCUGUCGUGAACUAUCAAGGAAAUUCCACAAGUGCAACAGCACUUUCCGGGGUCUGGAAGUCAGCUUACAGCUCGGCUGAAGAUGCGAUGGCGGCUUUCUACAACGAUUACUCGUCAGCCAGCUCUGCAAUGGCUGCCCUUGACAGCAAGAUCGACACAGACACGUCCAACGCCGCUGGCCAAAAUUACACUGUCUUGACCACUUUAGGUGUGCGUCAGGUCUUCGCCGCUACGGUUCCAGCUCAGGGCACGCAGACGUAUCUGUUCCUGAAGGAGAUCAGCUCAAAUGGAGACUCAAACACCGUUGAUGUCAUCUAUCCGGCGAUGCCUUUGCUUCUUUACCUGAACGAGACGCUGGUGAAGCUGUUGCUGGAUCCUCUUUAUGAGAACCAGGAGAGCGGACAUUAUCCGAACACCUACGCCAUACACGACUUGGGAACGUUCCCCAACGCUUUGGGCUACCCUGCAGGCAAUGAUGAGCCCAUGCCGCUCGAGGAAUGUGGAAAUAUGAUCAUCAUGACCUUGGCUUACGCACAACGCUCGGGUGAUAGCGCAUAUCUCAACCAACACUGGGGCAAGCUGAACCAGUGGGCCGGCUACCUGGUCAAUGAAUCCCUUAUCCCAGCGGAGCAGAUCUCGACGGACGACUUUGCAGGCUCGCUGGCAAAUCAGACAAAUCUGGCCCUGAAAGGAAUUAUUGGGCUCAAGGCGAUGGGACAAGUCGCGAAUCUCACCGGAAACGUCGUCACUUACGAUGCUACAGCCGAAGAGUACCUUCCUCAGUGGCAGGAUUUUGGCGUGAACUUCAAUGCCUCACCACCGCACUCCGUUCUAGAUUACAACGACCCCAGCUCCCACGGUCUCCUCUACAAUAUCUACGCAGACCGUCUACUUGGCCUCAACUUUGUCCCGGACCAGAUCUACAACAUCCAGUCGGACUUCUAUCCAACUGUCGCCACUGAUUAUGGAGUCCCGCUCGACACCCGCCACAACUGGAUUAAGAGCGACUGGGAGCUAUGGGCGGCGGCGGCGGCGAGCGAGUCCACGCGGAAGAUGUUCAUCGACAAGCAGGUGCACUGGAUCAACACAACGCCGCAGACAAUCCCAUACGGUGACCUGUUGGACGGGGAUACCGGUGGGUAUACCCCGAAUCAGUUCAGAGCUAGACCGGUGAUGGGUGGUAUGUUUUCGAUAUUGGCCCUGCCUUCUUAG
Messenger RNA from Diaporthe amygdali, 2049 nucleotides. RefSeq lists its product as uncharacterized. The record is from RefSeq and is a predicted model, not a curated record. The coding region runs from base 1 to 2049 and encodes 682 amino acids. Lineage: Eukaryota; Fungi; Ascomycota; Sordariomycetes; Diaporthales; Diaporthaceae. The transcript is spliced from 4 exons.